Molecule: messenger RNA, 3230 nt
Organism: Lobosporangium transversale
Lineage: Eukaryota; Fungi; Mortierellomycota; Mortierellomycetes; Mortierellales; Mortierellaceae
Product: armadillo-type protein
Exons: 8
Coding region: 35-3175 (1046 amino acids)
Biological process (GO): protein import into nucleus
Cellular component (GO): cytoplasm; nucleus
Molecular function (GO): small GTPase binding; nuclear import signal receptor activity
Source: RefSeq, a predicted model, not a curated record
AACCACUCUCUCUUUUCUCUUCCACACAGGCAACAUGGAGCAGUAUGUUGCUAGCCUUGAGCAGACCCUGCAACAGGUUUUAUUUUCAAAUGACAGUAAUCAGAUCAAAGAGGCAACCAAGGCAUUGAGCUCUCAAUACUUCACAGACGCGACAUGUGUUCCUGCUUUGACUCACAUUGUUGAGAACUCACCCCAGAAAGAGGUCCGUCAAUUGUCCGCUGUUGAGCUUCGUAAGCAAGUAGCUAACUGGUGGCCAAAAUUGGAAGAUGGUGUCAAGACCAACACCAAGGCACAGCUCUUACGCUUGAUCUUGAACGAACAAGAGUCUCUUCCUCGUCACUCGGCCGCACGUGUCAUUGCGACUAUUGGGCGGAUUGAGAUUCCAAUCAAUGCUUGGCCAGAACUUAUCGACUUUUUGUUCCAGUGCUGCUCCAGUACGACUCCUGGACAUCGUGAGGUUGGAGUGUAUAUCAUUUACGCCAUUUUUGAGGUCACUGACGCAUUUGCUGACAAUUUGCGUCAACUUUUGGAGCUAUUCAGUCGCACUAUUGUUGAUCCAGAAUCUCAAGUUGUUCGCACUACCACUGUCCAAGCCCUUGGCAAGAUGGCUGACUUUAUUGAUGACGAUCAAAAGCAGGAGAUUGACAUGUUGACGGAACUUGUCCCUCAUAUGGUUCACGUCCUCAAACAAUGUCUUGACAAUAGUGAUGAAGAAUCUGCAGCCAAGUGCUUUGAUGUUUUUGACACUCUUCUGUUGCUUGAAAUCCCUGUAUUAUCGAAGCACGUUCAGAGUCUGAUCGAGUUCUUUUUAACUGUCGGUGCCAACCGAUCGUAUGAACCGUUGAUGCGUGUCCAAGCUCUGUCGUUCUUGAUGUGGGCCGUUGUAUACAAAAAGACCAAGAUCCAACGCCUCAAGCUAGUCAGCCCUAUGAUCCAGGCACUAAUGCCGAUUGGAGCUGAGGAAGAACCCGAUGAUAUGGAUGAGGACUCUCCUGCUCGCUUGGCCUUCAAGGUCAUCAACACAUUAGGUACAAAUCUCCCUCCUCAACAAGUCUUUCCCAUCGCGUCCGAAGGUAUUAUCGCUUAUAUGCAAAACCCUAAUCCCUUGUAUCGCAAGGCCUCGAUGGUCACCUUGGCUGUGUUGGUCGAGGGUGCUGUUGAUUUUAUUCGCCCCAGGUUCCAGGAUCUCCUCCUGAUUGUCUGCACAGGCCUCCAGGAUCCCGAAGCCAUUGUCCGUCGUGCUGCGUGUAUGGCUCUGACAUCCCUUGCUGAGGAUUUUGAUCAGGAGAUUGCAGAGAAUCACGCUACUCUCCUGCCCCUGGUCUUCAAUUUAAUGAACGAGCCUUCUCCUGAUAUCACCAGACAGGCGUGCAAUGCUUUAGAUUCUAUUUUAGAAGAUUUGGGUGACAACAUUCUACAAUAUCUACCUGAAUUGAUGCAAAAACUGCUCCAAAUGCUGGAUCACGCACAAGGCGAGACACGGGCUAUCGUUGUCGCCGCCAUUGGCAGUGCUGCUCAUGCGUCAGGAGGGGAAUUCACGCCUUACUUUCAUGAAGUGACCAAGCGCCUCCAUCAUCUGACUACGCUUCGUGCAAAUGAAGAUGAGCUCAUGCUUCGGGCCGUCGCGACAGACGCCCUUGGCGCUGUUGCACAGGCUGUUGGCAAAGACGCUUUUAGACCAUAUCUAAAUGAUCAAAUGAACUUGGCGCUCGAAGGAUUGCAGUUGAACAACACUCGAAUUCGUGAAUGUGUAUAUUAUUUCUUUGCAGGGAUCGCUCAGGUCUUUGAAGAUGAAUUUUCCCCUUACUUGGCGGCCAUCAUUCCUCACCUGAUUCAAUCUUGCCAGCUUGAUGAAAACACUACUCGAGUCGAAAACGAAACUGAAGACCUGGAAGAUCUGGAUGCAGAUGAAACAGAGGAAGAUGUUAAUUAUGUCUUCAAGUCUGCAAUUGCGGAUGAAAAGGAAGUUGCCGCUGAUACUAUCGGAGAACUUUUCCAGCAUACGCGUUCGGCUUUCUUACCAUAUGUUGAGUCAACUGUGAAGGAGUUGACCGAACUCACCACACAUAUGGCAGAUGGUGUCCGCAAAGCAUCAUGUGCCGCCCUCUUUGCCUUCCUGCGCACUUUCUACAGUCUUUCGAAUGCCCAGGAAUGGAAAGCCGGUCUUCCUGCUCCUAUUCCUCUCCACGAUAAUGUUGUGCAGCUGAAUUCGUUGGUAAUGCCCGCGGUUCUUGGCAUUUGGCAAGACGAAGAUGAAAAAAUGGUGGUUGUCCAGAUCUGUCAGGAGAUGGCUGAAGCCAUCAAACUUUGUGGCCCAGGGAUUAUUGCUGACCAUAUUGGUGAAAUUGCUGAGCAAUUGAAGUUGAUUUUCGAAAAGAAAGCCUAUUGCCAACAGGAGCUGGCUGAUGAUGAAGGACUAUUGGACGAGGAUGAGCAAGCAGAGUUUGAUGCCCUCUUAAUUUCAGCUGCUUCAGAUUUGAGUGGUGUUCUGUCUGCAGCGCUUGGAACCAGCUUUGUUCCCUAUGCUCAAGUCUUUAUUCCUCAUAUUGCCAAAUAUUACAAGAAAUCAAAGCCUAGCAGUGAGCGUUCCAUGGCGAUUGGCUCGCUUGGAGAGAUUGCCAAUGGCAUGGGCAGCGGUAUUACCGAAUUUACCGAACAGCUUUUCCCUCUAUUUGUCAAAGCCCUUAGUGAUGAGGAGGAUGAAGUUCGUAGCAACGGAGCUUUUGCGAUUGGUGCACUCUGUCAAAAUACCACCAUCGACUUGUCAUCCCAAUAUCCUACUCUUUUGACUGCCCUGUAUCCGCUGUUCCAAGGGCAAGCUCUUCCUAAUGUCACAGACAAUGCUUGCGGAGCUGUCGCUCGAAUGAUCAUGAGGCAUCCCGAAGCAGUUCCUUUGGAUCAAGUGCUUCCUGUUUUUGUUCAAGCUCUGCCACUGAAGCGUGAUUUUGAGGAGAAUGAGCCUGUGUACCAGCUGUUGUUCUCUUUAAUCCGUACACAGAAUUCAUGGGUCGGAAACAACUUGCCCCGGUUACUCCAAAUCUUCACGGAAGUAUUGUCUAAAGAGGACGAACUCAAACCGCAUAGACGCCAGGAGAUGAUUGACAUCAUCAAGAGUCUGAAUCAGCAAUUCCCAGCUCUGAACAUUGGCAGCACGUCUUUGAGCGCUUAUCUGUAGAGUUUUCCCAGAUGUUACAAUGUUCCUCUUAUAGUAAAACAAAUAAAGCACGGUG